CAGUCAGCGAUAAUGUCGAAAGUAGAGCAAAAGAAAGAAACUAAAAAGUACAAGUGGGACAUCGUCUGGUUGAACGUGGUGCUACUGGGGGUGUUACACAUUUUAGCAGUUUAUGGAUACACGCAGCGAUUCAAAUCGAAAUUGCAAACAUUGAUUUUUAUCAAGACUUUUCGAUUCUUGGCAAAUUUAGGGGUGACGGCAGGUGCUCACAGACUAUGGAGCCACAGAAGCUACAAAGCCAGCUUACCGUUCCAAGCUUUACUCGCAACAAUGAUGACUUUCACAUACCAAAACAGCAUCUACAUCUGGUGCAGAGAUCACAGAUUGCAUCAUAAGUACAGCGAAACGGACGCCGAUCCGCACAACGCGAAAAGAGGGUUCUUUUUCAGUCACGUCGGAUGGUUAUUGGUGAGGAAACAUCCAGACAUUAUCGAGAAGGGAAAAACCAUCGACAUGUCGGAUUUGAAAGCGAACCCCGUGGUCAUGUUCCAACACAAGUACUAUCUCUUUCUGGUUACGCUUUUGGCGUUCGUCUUUCCAGCUUUCGUCCCUUGGUACUUUUGGAACGAAGAUGGAUGGAAUUCGAUAUUGGGUUCCGUCGCGUCGUAUGUCGUCAGCGUGAACUUGACGUGGUGCAUCAACAGUUUGGCUCAUUUGUACGGGGAAAAACCGUACGACAAAACCAUAGGUCCGACGGAGAAUACGUUAAUGAGAUACAUCGGAAUCGGUGAAGGCUUCCACAAUUACCAUCACACGUUCCCAUCGGAUUACAGGGCUUCAGAAUUCGGAUUCGAAACUAGGAACAUCACGGCGGGAUUCAUUGAUCUGAUGGCCGCAUUAGGGCAAGUCACCGAUCGCAAGACUACGCCGAAGGAUAUGAUCGAGAAACGCGCAACGAGAACCGGAGACGGUAGAUUUGGUACACAAUUUUAUAACAAUCUCAAAUCCAUGGC
Messenger RNA from Nicrophorus vespilloides, 953 nucleotides. RefSeq names its product stearoyl-CoA desaturase 5-like. Gene Ontology annotation, cellular component: endoplasmic reticulum membrane. The transcript is spliced from 4 exons. Gene Ontology annotation, molecular function: stearoyl-CoA 9-desaturase activity; iron ion binding. NCBI's taxonomy places the organism in Eukaryota, Metazoa, Arthropoda, Insecta, Coleoptera, Silphidae. Gene Ontology annotation, biological process: unsaturated fatty acid biosynthetic process. The record is from RefSeq and is a predicted model, not a curated record. The annotation marks the transcript as partial.